AUGAGAGCCUUAGCGUACUUCGGUAAGGGUGACGUUAGGUUCACAGGCCACUUGAAGGAGCCACAGAUCGUGGCCCCCGAUGAGCUCGUCAUCGAUAUCGCAUGGUGCGGUAUAUGCGGUACAGACCUGCACGAGUAUACAGACGGUCCCAUCUUCUUCCCAGAGGACGGGCACACGCACGAAAUCAGUCACAAUCCAUUGCCGCAGGCGAUGGGCCACGAAAUGGCCGGUACUGUUCUGGAAGUGGGGCCCGGUGUGGCCCAUCUAAAAGUGGGAGACAAAGUGGUUGUCGAGCCCACUGGUACGUGUCGGGACCGGUAUCGUUGGCCUAACUCGCCCAACGUGAGCAAAGAAUGGUGUGCUGCUUGCAAAAAGGGCUACUAUAACAUAUGUUCGUAUCUGGGGCUUUGCGGCGCUGGCGUGCAAAGUGGCGGGUUCGCAGAACGUGUGGUGAUGAACGAAUCGCAUUGCUACAAGGUACCGGACUUUGUCCCACUGGACGUUGCCGCUUUGAUACAGCCUCUGGCCGUGUGCUGGCAUGCGAUUAGUGUCUGCGAGUUCAAAGCAGGCUCUACCGCUUUGAUCAUCGGUGCCGGCCCCAUUGGUCUAGGCACUAUCCUAGCAUUGGACGCAGCCGGUUGCAAGGACAUCGUCGUCUCAGAGCCUGCCAAGUUGAGAAGAGAACUGGCCGAGAAAAUGGGUGCCAGGGUCUACGACCCAACUGAGCACGCUGCCAAGGAAAGCAUCGACUAUCUGAGGUCAAUUGCUGAAGGAGGCGACGGGUUUGACUACACGUUCGACUGUUCCGGGUUGGAAAUCACAUUGAAUGCUGCCAUCCAAUGUCUGACCUUCAGAGGCACUGCGGUGAACCUGGCCAUGUGGGGUCACCACAAGAUACAGUUUUCCCCCAUGGAUAUCACGCUGCAUGAGAGGAAGUACAUGGGCUCCAUGUGCUACACACAUCACGAUUUCGAAGCGGUAAUCGAAGCUUUGGAAGAGCGCAGGAUCGACGUUGUCAAGGCAAGACAUAUGAUCACGGGCAGAGUGAGCAUCGAAGACGGCCUCGAGGGCGCCAUAAUGAAGCUGAUAAACGAGAAGGAGUCCACCAUUAAGAUUAUACUGACUCCUAACAACCACGGCGAAUUAGACGGAGAAGCCGGCAAUGAAAAAGAAGAUGUAUCCGAGCUCAGCAAUUGCAAGGACAAAGAAAGACUGAGAGAGUCGUUGAACGAGACCAAGUUGCGUCACACGUGA
This is a messenger RNA of Saccharomyces kudriavzevii IFO 1802, 1254 nucleotides long. RefSeq names its product putative dehydrogenase BDH2 (gene BDH2). The record is from RefSeq and is a predicted model, not a curated record. Lineage: Eukaryota; Fungi; Ascomycota; Saccharomycetes; Saccharomycetales; Saccharomycetaceae. Gene Ontology annotation, molecular function: zinc ion binding; (R,R)-butanediol dehydrogenase activity. Gene Ontology annotation, biological process: butanediol biosynthetic process. Gene Ontology annotation, cellular component: cytoplasm. The transcript has a single exon. The coding region runs from base 1 to 1254 and encodes 417 amino acids.